UUUCUAACUGACAAUUGUUUACAAAAUAAAGCUGUGAUGUUCCACAGACUCCAAAUUCGAUCUACGUUUUAGUGGUUGUGACUUAGUUAAAAAAUUCAAAUUCCUCGUUAACCACGCAGAAUCACGCAACACCUACCGGGAAAUGAUUCUGGCGAAAUGCAAUUGCUUCCGACUGCAACCGGAAAGGAAUGGCGUGCUAACGAACUUUAAAAUUUAACCCCGGAAAUACAUUUAAAAAAGACACGAUGAAACAUAAACGCGAACAGGAUCUUUUGGUUGACUUCAAGGAUUUCCUUUGGCCAUUUCGUUCCCAGUAUGUGUGGCAAUCCUUGACCUCAAACGUGAACCCUAGACCUCAAGUUAAAAAGCGGCCAAAAUGGAAGUUCAGUCUUCAAGUGGAUAAACCCUCGUGCAGUGCUGAGUAUUCCGUUCAGUGUGUCUUCACCAGAGCAGGGCACAAUGAACAGGCUGGUUUCAACGCUCACGUCAAUCCUGACAUUUUUGCUGCUGUGUUCUGAUUGCGCCCCAGUACUCCCCAAACCAAUUAACGCCACCCGAAAAACUACACACUCACUUACGCCAACAACAGCUGCUGUAGUGGCCACUACGGCCGCUUCCGUCACGCAGCAAACGCUUGCAUCCCAGUUGGUUGUCGCCCAACCGUCUGAAUCGAUCCGCCCGGAGAAACGGCCUGCAAGUCUUUUACAGUUAUCCAGACCGGAAUUUUUACCGCAGUCGCUUAGCAAUGAAUCAGCUGAUCGCAAUGCUUUAUCACCAAGAAAUGGCGAAGGAGUUACUGUCAACGUAAUCAUGGGGUUUCUGCAAAAAUUUGGUUACUUGGAAGGCCGACAAGAUUCUAAUUCAGAAGCCAUGUUCAGAGAGGAAGCUGUGGUCAACGCGAUCAAAACAAUGCAGAGUUUUGGGGGUCUCUCGCCAACUGGAAAGAUGGACAAUGACACCUUACAACUGUUGGUGACCCCUCGUUGCGGUAACAAAGAUGUGGAAUUGGAUGAUAACGAAGAACACAGCGAAAGACGCAGAAGAAAGAGGUUCGUGGUUGGUGGACCUGGCUGGAACAAACGGAGAAUUACUUACUUUUUAGCGAAUUGGUCGCCUAAGAUAGGCGAUGAGGAAACAACAAUUAAACAACUCGAAAGAGCCUUCAAAGUCUGGUCGGAUUACGCACAUCUCAAGUUCGUGCAAGUGCCAACACCAGAUGCAGACAUCACGAUCCUCUUCGGAAAUGGAUACCAUGGCGACAGGUAUCCAUUCGAUGGUCCCGGAUACACUUUAGCCCAUGCUUACUAUCCUUACGAGUUCGACAAUUUCGGCGGUGACAUGCAUUUUGACGAAGAUGAACCAUGGACCGUUAACUCCGAAGACGGAUCAGGAGUCGAUUUUUUCACUGUGGCUACACACGAACUCGGGCAUUCUUUGGGCUUGGCCCAUUCACCUGUUCCAGGCUCAGUCAUGUUUCCUUAUUACAAAGGAUAUCAACCGAACUUGCAAUUAGAUUACGACGACAUUCUGGCCAUGUACCAACUGUACAUUUCGAGACAAGUGCACGAUGAUAGGAACGACGGCGAGGUUACAACAACAAUGUCCACGACAUCUACGACACCGAUGACUACUACUGCGAAACCUACGACCACAACGACGCAGCCUAAACCAACGAGAGCGAGUUCCAGAACGACAACACCCUACGACGAAUACGAAGAUUACAAUGAAGUGGACACCGAUCACAACGCAAGUGGCGGAAGUGGGAAGAAGACGAGUGUGGGGCAAGCGGAUGAAGUCACUACGACGCCGACGAUGGUGACGAUCAAUUACGAGGGUGACUACGAUACUGUCGACGAUCAUCGUAAAAAGUUGAACGUCACUAACGGUGAUCAGUCAUCCAAGAUUCCGGAUAUUUGUCAGGGCCACUUUGACGCUGUUUCCGUACUCCGCAAUGAGCUUUUCUUUUUUAAGAAUCAAUACGUCUGGCGAUUAAGCCAACGGACCGUGAUAGACGACGCAUAUCCCAUUCAUUUCCGCCAUCUGUUUCGCGAACUUCCAGAAGCCCUACGCAAAAUUGACGCAGUGUAUGAACGUCCCAACGGCCACAUCGUCUUCUUUUCCGGUCCUUCCUAUUGGGUCUUUGACGGAGAUCGUAUGAUAGAAGAAAACUUACCGAUUAGUUGGCUCGGACUGCCGGACGGAUUAGACAAGUUGGACGCCGCGUUCGUUUGGGGCAAAAACAAAAAGACUUACUUCUUCAGGAAGAAUCUCUACUGGCGCUACGACGACAUUAAAAGACAAAUGGAUCCGGGUUAUCCGCACGAUCUGUCCAGAUGGAGAGGCGUAGUGUCCGACAUAGACGCAGCCAUGCAGUGGACUGACGGACGGACUUACUUCUUCAAAGACAAAAUGUUUUGGAGGUUUGACGACACGCUAGUUCGCACGGAUAUGCGUUACCCUCAAGAAGCAACGCCAUAUUGGCUGGGAUGUCCUGAAUAAUCCCCCCCCCCCCCCAAUCGAAUUUUCUCAUUUUCAUUCAAAAUAUAUACAUAGAUAUAAAAAGAAAAAAAAUCUAACCAUUUAUGUAUACAUAUACUGUGUUAUUUGUUUUGAUGGUUUGCCUAUAUAUUACACUACUGUUAUUGGAA
This is a messenger RNA of Daphnia carinata, 2648 nucleotides long. Its product is annotated as matrix metalloproteinase-2-like. The record is from RefSeq and is a predicted model, not a curated record. Gene Ontology annotation, cellular component: extracellular matrix. Gene Ontology annotation, biological process: extracellular matrix organization; collagen catabolic process; proteolysis. Lineage: Eukaryota; Metazoa; Arthropoda; Branchiopoda; Diplostraca; Daphniidae. Gene Ontology annotation, molecular function: metalloendopeptidase activity; zinc ion binding. The coding region runs from base 460 to 2499 and encodes 679 amino acids. The transcript is spliced from 12 exons.